CUGGCCGGCCGCCAGCUCCGCACUCUCGGUCGGAUUGGCUCCUUCUCUUUCUCUCCUCCCUUCUUUUCCAAAAGCUCAGAUACGCGCACACCGACCAUCAAGGCAACAGCAGGCAGCGAGGACGAGUGAAAAGACGAGAGGCACCGGAAGAAACUUUUUAUUUCGCUAUCAGACUUCACACUAGCAACGACUCCUUCUGUUCCUUCUCAGGAAGAAAAUAACUUAGUGUCAUGUCGGUCUUUUCUGAACUGCUGGGAUCGGUUAUGUGGACACACGUAUAUUAGUUCUUUUGCCAAAAAAAAAAGAAAGAAAAAAGCAGGAGGAGAGUUGGAGAGGUUUUGCCUCCACGUUUGCUUUUUCACUUUAAGGUAUCAUUUGCUGUUUCUAGCUGAGAAGUGUCGGGGAAAGAGACAUCAGGAAAAAAAGGACUUUGUUCCCCUGCUAGCACUUUAUCCCCUGGCCCUGACCCCUUGCUCUCACCAUCGUCGCUCCGCAUAUAAGGAUGCCAGCAUGCCUUCCUUAGUCAUUUCCAAUCUGCUUAUUAUCUGGCUGGGUGUCCAGAGACUGGCCCUCGGCGCCGAGCGCAUCUCCGCCCGGGAGCGCUUCAGGGUGGUAAUCGCUCCUCUUAUCUGUAAGAGGACUUGUCUCAAGGGGCAAUGUCAAGACACCUGCGAGCAGGGCAGCAACACCACGCUGAUCGGCGAGAACGGCCAGUCCGCCGACACCCUCACGGGAAACGGCUUUAAAGUGGUGGUAUGUCGUCACACAUGCAUGAACGGCGGGGUAUGCAGCUCGCACAGCCACUGCCUGUGCCCUCCUGGAUUCACUGGCCGCCUGUGCCAGUUCUCCAUCCGCAAGACCCAGGAAGCCCAGGCAGCCGUGGGCAACAAGCAGCCAGCCUACAGUCUGCAGCUGCUUCCAGAUGUUUCUGGUCCAGGGGAGCCGGGGCGGCAGCACAUGGCACAGACCCACUCCGUGUUCACCCUCCCGCUGGCACCGGGUGCUGGGCAUCACUCGCAAGAAGUGCAGUUCAACGUGCGCGUCCACCACACGUCCGACACCGCCGUCGUCAUCCAUCCCGUGGACCAAUCGGAUGGCAAGCCCCCCCACAAGACCACAGUCCGCCUUGUGCCGCAAACGCACAAGCCCCGGGGGCGGUGCUUCCAGGAGACCACGCCCAAACAAGCCUGCAGCAGUAACCCAUUGCCGGGACUGACCAAUCAGGAGGACUGCUGUGGCAGCGUGGGUAAUUCUUGGGGGCAGAACAAGUGCUACAAGUGUCCCAAACUGUUGUACCCAGGAGUCCACAAACCACAUACCAUCAUAGAGGAAUAUGGCCCCACCUGCCCGCAUGGGUACAAGAGGCUGAACAGCACUCACUGCCAAGACAUCAACGAGUGUACCAUGCUGGGGGUGUGCCAGGACGGAGAGUGUCUCAACACGCAGGGCAGUUUCCUCUGCGCCUGCAAGCCGGGCUACAUCCUCGACAGGACCAGAUGCGUGGAGCCGCCGGUGGAGCAGGGUCAGUGCUUCCUGAUGGUGACGGAGGCGGGGCAGUGCAAGCACGCCCUGCCCACACCCCUCUCCCAGGAAAUGUGCUGCUGCACCGUGGGCAAAGCCUGGGGUAGCAGGUGCGAGAGGUGCCCUCAGGACGGCACGGCCUCCUUCAGUAAAAUCUGUCCCGCUGGGAAGGGCUACUCCUACCAGACGUACUCGGGGAGCUUGAUCAUCUCUCCCCAGAUGCUGCAGCUCUACCCGAACCUGGAGCAACUUCUGCACCUGUCCCAGACCGAUGGCGAACAGCAGGAGAUCAAGCUGCAACCGCCCCAAAAGGAGGUGCCUCAGGUGGUGACCACGCCCACGCAGACCUCCACCGUCGGCAUGCAUAGACCCCAGAUGCCUGUGAUUGUGGCCAAACCCACCCCGCAUCCCAUAAUAAAAGUGGCUCCAGAGAGGGACUCCUUAGAGGUAGCCCAGACGCAGAUCACACAGACGGACGAGUGCCGGCUGAACAGGAACAUCUGUGGCCACGGGGACUGCAUUAACGGACAGAGCGGCUUCACAUGCCAGUGCCACGCCGGCUACCGGCCCCACCCACAGAGGAAGAGCUGCGUGGAUGACAAUGAGUGCGAAUCGGACCCCUGUGGAUCUGGGCGAGGCUCGUGCGUCAACACCAUGGGCUCCUACAGGUGCCGGUGUCUCCAUGGUUACAAGCUCCUGGUCCACCAAGGGAAGCUCAAAUGUGUAGAUGUCAACGAGUGCUACAAGCCGCACACCUGCGGCGAGGGAGGCAAGUGCAUUAACCUGCCGGGAAGCUACAAGUGCGAGUGUUUUGAGGGCUUCAAGAGCAGGUCCCAGCGGCAGCCUGUGUGUGAAGACAUCAACGAGUGCCGGGACCCGCGGACGUGCCCCAAUGGUCAGUGUGAAAACAGGCCUGGUUCUUACGAGUGCGUGCCCUGCUUACCUGGGCACCAGGCCCAAGGGGGACUCUGCUAUGACAUUAACGAGUGCCAGAAGAGGGGGGUGUGCCCACAUGGACGCUGCGAGAACCUUCCGGGAACUUACCGCUGUGUGUGCAAGGACGGCUUUCUGCCAGGGUCUGACGGCAAGAGCUGCCGAGACAUUGACGAAUGCGAGGACAACCGGCUGUGUUCCAACGGACGCUGUCUCAACACCGAGGGCUCCUUCGUGUGCCAGUGCUUCUCGGGGUACCAGCGGACCAAGGAGGGGAGCCACUGCGAUGACAUUAACGAAUGUGAGCGGCCCUCCAAGUGCCUGUUUGGUCACUGCACCAACACCAUGGGCUCGUACCGCUGCGAGUGUCAGAAGGGCUUCAUGCUGGUCAACGGGAGGCGCUGCCAAGACAUCGACGAGUGCGCCGUGGACAGGAGCCUGUGUCAGCCCCACGGCGUGUGCGAGAACCAGCAGGGGACCUACAUCUGCGUCUGCAAUGAGGGCUACGUCAGCACCGAGGACAAGCGUGGCUGCGAAGCGGUCGAGGUGGACGCAGACAACAAGAAGGAAUGCUACCUGAACCUAGACGACACCGUGUUCUGCGACAGCGUGCUGGCCACCAACGUCACCAAGCAAGAGUGCUGUUGCUCCAUCGGCGUGGGCUGGGGGGACCACUGUGAGAUCUACCCCUGCCCCGUCUACCACUCCGCGGAGUUCCACUCUCUGUGCCCCAUCGGGAGGGGAUUCUACCACGAGGAGCGCAUGACGGAGUACGGCCCGGCUGUGCGAGACAUCGACGAGUGCGUCCUGUUCUCCAGCGAGAUCUGCAAGGAGGGCCGCUGCAUGAACACGCAGCCCGGGUACGAGUGCUACUGCCAGCAGGGCUUCUACUACGACAGCGUCCUCCUGGAGUGCAUUGACACUGACGAGUGUCAUGAUGAGUCUCUCUGCACCAACGGCCGCUGUAUCAACACCAGGGGCUCCUUCUACUGCAUGUGCAACCUACCUUGGGUCCCCGACACCUCCAAGAAGAAGUGCAUAAUGCCCGUUGUGACAGGUGUGAAUGAGUGCCAGGACCCGACCAACUGCAGGAACGGUCACUGCGUGGACACCCCAGACACUUACUACUGCAUAUGCACCCCACCCUGGAUCCUGGCCAGUGAUCGCAACAGCUGCAUCACCCCAGAGGAACAAGGUGAUGUCAACGAAUGCGAAGACCCGUCGUACUGUCAGAAUGGACGGUGCGUCAACACGCCCGGUUCCUACCACUGCAUCUGCACGCAGCCGCACACCUUCAGCGCCGCGCUCAAGCAGUGCGUCUACGACGACCGCACGGCCGCCCAUAAGGACGUGUGCUUCCUGCAGGUGGACGAGGGCCUCAUCUGCAGCCUGCCCCAGAAAGGCCUCAUGGUUACCUACUCUGAGUGCUGCUGUCACUACGGACGCGGCUGGGGUCCUGAGUGCCGCACCUGCCCCCAGAGAAACUCCGGCAUCUUCGUCCGGCUCUGCGAGAUGCAUCUGGACACAGAGUCUGAUGGCGAAGUAGACUCGCUGGCCGCCUUCGUCAGCUACAAACCGGGUGGUGACAGCUCGGAGGAGGACUCGGACGAGUGCAGCUGCACCAACGGCCGCUGUGUGCCCUCCUACCUGGGCACCGUGUGCGAGUGCAACCCAGGCUUCCGGUUGGACCACUCCCGUACCCGCUGCACAGACAUUGAUGAAUGCACGGAACCAGGCCUGCGCAUCAACUCCUGCAAGAACGCCCGCUGCAUCAACACGCUGGGCUCCUUCAAGUGCUACUGCAAGCACGGCUAUGUGCCCACGCGGCGGGCCAACAUUUGUGUCCAGUCCAGGACUUAACACCGGCAGAAAAUAACAAAUAACUGACGACCCCCUCCCCCAUCGCCCACCCCCCCAGCCUGGUUGGACACUCUCCU
Messenger RNA from Brienomyrus brachyistius, 4391 nucleotides. RefSeq names its product latent-transforming growth factor beta-binding protein 3-like. Gene Ontology annotation, biological process: supramolecular fiber organization. The record is from RefSeq and is a predicted model, not a curated record. Lineage: Eukaryota; Metazoa; Chordata; Actinopteri; Osteoglossiformes; Mormyridae. The transcript is spliced from 29 exons. Bases 511 to 4314 code for a protein of 1267 amino acids. Gene Ontology annotation, molecular function: calcium ion binding; microfibril binding.